AUGGCGGCGAUCAUUAAUCAGCGUGCCAACGACGGAGAGACGAGCAUGGGCGCUGCGAAACCAAGUAUGUUCCGUCUUCUUCGUUUCUUCGAUUCAUUCUCUCAUUUUUUUCAGUUCUUCUGCACAAAAUAUCCGGACACGUGGCUCGUAUCAAUGACGUAAUCUUGCUAUCGAAAGACGAAGGCGUGUGGACAGCAAGCGACGACAGAUCAAUCCGUCUGUAUCUGAAAAGAGACAACGAUCAGUUCUGGCCAUCCAUCCAUCACUUCAUGCCGGUGGCUCCCACUUGCAUUUUCUACAGCGAAGAGACCUACAAGUCGGCUCCCGUUCUGGUUUUGGUUUCAAAAACAAGUUUGCAGAUUGCUAGUCGGUCUGAUCAAUGGAAAUGUUUACGAGUUCAAUGUGGCCGACGACUUCAACAGCAUGACUGAGAGCCGGAAAUGGACCAAUCAUGCCGGCCCAAUCUCUGGGCUCGGAUUCGCUCUUUCCUCGGAACUCAUAUUCAGUUGUUCUCGCGACAAAUCCGUCGUUUGGCACUGCUCGGAGACUUCUGUCAAAAUGGGCUCGUACCUGCUGGACAAUAGUUGCACUGCAAUGGUUAUCGACCUUCCGUUCGUGUUCGUCGGAGAUCACGGCGGACACGUCACCGUUCUCCGUAUCAUAGACAAUCAUCCGAACCUCGUCAGCAAACUGAGUGCUCAUACAAGUAUCUAGUUUUCCAAUAACAUCCCUUUUUAACAGAAAGUGGUUGCAGACUCAAUAACAUCUCUGACGUGGGAUUGCAACAAGAAGGUAUUAUACUCGGGAAGCAGUGAUUAUCUCAUCAUAAUGUGGGAUAUCGGAGGCGGCAAAGGGGAGGCUUAUGAGCUUAAGUGAGUAUAUGAUCGCUUGUUUUACUAUCUGCUCUUCUGACUUCAGCGGUCACAACGGAAAAGUGACGACGCUUUGUGCGGCUCCGGCUGCUAAGAGACUGUUCUCGGCAGACGAGCACGGAAAGCUAAUGUGCUGGGAUAUGAACUGCAAAAGAGUGGAAACGCCGGAAUGGAAGACAUCGGACUGCUGUCAGAUGUGCAACCAGCCCUUCUUCUGGAACCUUCAGGCAAUGUGGCAGAGGAAAGUGGUCGGCAUGCGACAGCAUCACUGCAGAACGUGCGGGGCGGCCGUCUGCGGCAGCUGCUGCAACAAUUGGACAUCGUAUCCGCCUAUGGGUUACGAGACUAAAGUGCGAAUCUGCAAUGACUGCAACAACAGAAUGAAUGACAAUCCACAGAACUUCAAGUUAGUCUCAUUCGUCUUUCUCUUUUAAUCUCUAUUUAUUUUAGUUUGACUCCUCUCGCUAUCCCUCAUGAAAUCCGAACGGGAAUCACAGCUAUGCACCUCCAGGAAACGCUUGGUCUUCUGGCCACGAGUGGUCAGAAUCGCGUCAUCAUGAUUUGGGAUGUCCGUAGUGUCUGUUCUGCCGUCUCUCAAUAA
Caenorhabditis sp. 36 PRJEB53466 is the source of this 1473-nucleotide messenger RNA. The record is from the annotation of a GenBank genome assembly. Lineage: Eukaryota; Metazoa; Nematoda; Chromadorea; Rhabditida; Rhabditidae.